Molecule: messenger RNA, 408 nt
Organism: Prunus armeniaca (apricot)
Lineage: Eukaryota; Viridiplantae; Streptophyta; Magnoliopsida; Rosales; Rosaceae
Source: the annotation of a GenBank genome assembly
AUGGACAAUAUAAUCAGUCCCAAGAGGCUCAUUAGAAUUGCUAGCAAGUGGCAGAAGAGAGAUGCUAUGGGGAGGAACAAAAAUUCAUCGCCAAGAGCAGCUAUCAACAACAUGCUGAAUAAUAUGGUGGGUGAAAAGGGAACUUUUGUUAUCUACACCAUUGACGAAAGCCGUUUCAUGUCUGAAGAAGAGUUUGGCCUCUCAAGUGGUCGUGGGCCAAUUAUCUUCCCAUGUGACUCGCUCUUCAUGAAUUACAUACUCUCAUUUCUCCAGCGAGGAACGACUGGAGAUUUGGAGAAAGCUUUGCUUGCCAACUCUCUCGUUAGCAGUAGCUGCUCAAGUUCUAAACUACAUCAAGGACAAAUAAGAAACCCAACUAUUCCUUUGUGGUUAUUGCUGAGCACAUGA